Perca flavescens (yellow perch) is the source of this 2034-nucleotide messenger RNA. It is a transcript of the gene ppm1lb, whose product is annotated as protein phosphatase, Mg2+/Mn2+ dependent, 1Lb. Gene Ontology annotation, biological process: protein dephosphorylation. The record is from RefSeq and is a predicted model, not a curated record. Gene Ontology annotation, molecular function: protein serine/threonine phosphatase activity; cation binding. The transcript has 4 exons. The coding region runs from base 577 to 1695 and encodes 372 amino acids. Lineage: Eukaryota; Metazoa; Chordata; Actinopteri; Perciformes; Percidae.
CGUUUGAGGGACAUUACGAGCUGCACCUGAAGGCAGCACCCCCGUUUAGUCAGUCAGCAGCAGAGAGUCGCAGCCAGUGUGGCAGCUGGGAAUGUGGGGGUUUCAACAGACCGCUAUUUUCAGAGCUGGGAACCGUAGCGGGGCUGGCCAGGAAGAGACGCUGCCCACACCUGUACUUUAGCCACCACACUGGCUUAAUUUGAAGUCCAAACGGGCGACCUGCGUUUUCUGCCCAGAGGAGUCGGUGUUCUCGGACCGCAUCAGAUGGUCAACGGACAGCCGCUGGUGGCUCACUGCGGGGCUGCAUGCUAGAAGGGAACCAGCCGGAGCAUCGCGUUUGUUCCCGGGUCUGUGUACGUACGCUAAGACCUUACCUUCUGCCUGGUGUGUCCUUAAAAAUGCACUAAAGUGACACUCGUUUAGUAUAAUCUGUAUAGUGUCCCGGUGUGAAACGCUCGGUUAAAUGUGUCUGUUUCACCGCUACCAAACCACUCACACGAACAACGAUGGACUGAAAUCUGCGGCUGGGGCGAGCGACACACAACCUGCCGCGAUUUCCUGCAUGUGAAUAAAUAAAUGAUAGAGGAUACAAUGACCCUGCUGUCUCUAUUAGGUCGGAUCAUGCGUUAUUUUCUGCUCAGACCGGAGACCUUGUUCCUCCUGUGUAUCAGCCUGGCUCUAUGGAGUUACUUCUUUCACACGGACGAAGUGAAGACCAUCGUCAAGUCCAGCCGGGAUGCGGUCAAGAUGGUCAAGGGGAAAGUGGCGGAGAUGAUGCAGAACGAGCGGUUCGGUGGGCUGGACGUCCUGGACGCGGAGUUCUCCAAGACCUGGGAGUUCAAGAGCAACAACGUGGCCGUGUACUCCAUCCAAGGCCGGCGAGACCACAUGGAGGACAGGUUCGAGGUGCUCACCGACAUCGUCAACAAGAGUCACCCGUCUAUAUUUGGGAUUUUUGAUGGCCAUGGAGGAGAGGCUGCUGCUGACUUUGCCAAGGCCCACCUGCCUGAGGCGCUACGCCAGCAGCUACUGACCUACGAACGGGAGAGAGAGCGAGACCGAGAAAAAGACAAGGAGAAAGAUGAAAAAAAGGAGAGGGGCGGCUCGUCCUAUCCUUCCAUACUGGAGCAGCAGAUCCUGAAUUUGGACAGAGAAAUGCUGGACAAGCUCUCAGCCACUUACAAUGAAGCAGGUACUACGUGUCUGGUGGCACUGCUGUCUGAUAAGGAGUUGACGGUGGCCAACGUUGGAGACUCGCGUGGAGUUCUUUGCGAUAAAGACGGCAACGCCAUUCCUCUGUCACAUGACCACAAACCUUACCAGCUCAAAGAACGCAAGAGGAUCAAGAAGGCUGGUGGGUUCAUCAGCUUCAACGGCUCGUGGCGUGUCCAGGGCAUCUUGGCCAUGUCUCGUUCUCUGGGCGAUUACCCCCUGAAGAACCUCAACGUGGUUAUUCCUGAUCCUGACAUCAUGUCAUUUGACCUGAACAAGCUGCAGCCGGAGUUCAUGAUCCUGGCGUCGGACGGCCUGUGGGACACCUUCAGCAACGAGGAGGCGGUUCGCUUCAUCCGGGAACGACUGGGCGAGCCUCAUUUUGGGGCCAAGAGCAUCGUCCUCCAGUCCUUCUAUCGCGGUUGCCCUGACAACAUCACCGUCAUGGUGGUCAAGUUUAAAGGCAAGCCCAGCGAGCAGUAGACCACCCGUCUACGACACACAGUAUCUGUAUCAUGUUUGAAUAUAAGUAAGAAUAAGAUAGGCUUAAGAUGAAAGAUUUAAAAACUGAGCCUGCAACUUUUUGAGCGAGAACUAUUUCUAUCCCAGAUAUUUACAGAAGUUAGCCCACCGAAGCAUCAAACCACGCCACAUCCCCCUCCUUUUACUUUUACUGCUGAAAAAGUGACACUUCCGAAAACGUCUUUCAUUUAGGCUUAGCAGUUUAAUGCAAGCUGGGUCACUGUUAUGCAAAUAAACAGAUUUAGAAGUGUGUGUGUGUGUGUGUGUGUGUGUGUGUGUGUGUGUGUGUGUGUGUGUGUG